Molecule: messenger RNA, 5447 nt
Organism: Hibiscus syriacus
Lineage: Eukaryota; Viridiplantae; Streptophyta; Magnoliopsida; Malvales; Malvaceae
Product: PH-interacting protein-like
Exons: 25
Coding region: 333-5327 (1664 amino acids)
Biological process (GO): regulation of transcription by RNA polymerase II; cytoskeleton organization; regulation of cell shape
Cellular component (GO): nucleus
Molecular function (GO): protein binding
Source: RefSeq, a predicted model, not a curated record
AGCUUACUAAUAACAAAGCUUCAAGCUUUGUCCUAAAUUUCUUUUCCCACGACAAAUAUAUUUUUGUUUUAUUUUACAUUUUUAAUAUCCCUCCAUUUCCGUUCAUUUAAUUCCUUCGGGGCUAACUUUCCUAGAAAACAAACAGCAAUUAGUAGUAGUUGAAACCCCAAAAUUCCAUAAUGUAACUUUCUCGGCUACUUAAUCGAUUCUUGUUUCUCUUGCCUCGGCUCUUCACACCUUUUUCAAAAUCAGUGCUGCCAAGUAAAGGAAGGCUCUUGGUCGAUGUUUCGUAAUUUAGACGGACUCUAAUUAAGGUUGGGUUGCACUGAAACAUGGAGUGGAAGUGUUCAUCUUCUGCUGCUGCAUCUUCUCUUUGCAAGGCACCUUUAAAUAUCUCAACUACAAUGCCGGAGAAGGAUCUGGUUGAGACUAAUGUUGAUAUUGACCUUCGAGAAAUUUACUUCUUGAUAAUGCAAUUUCUGUCAGUUGGUCCUUGCCAGAGAACUUUUGAGCUGUUAUCAAAGGAACUUUUGGAACAUCGGCUUUUACCCAGAAGAUAUCAUUCUUGGUUUUCAAGAAGUGGUUAUCAUAGUGGGAACAAUGACGAUGAUGGCAUCUCAUUCCCAUUAAGUUUUAACAACUUAGUGGAAAGGUAUCCUCAUGUCGAGCAAGAUCACUUGGUAAAGCUUCUGAAGCAGCUACUCUGUACUCCAUGCAGCAAAGCUGUAGGAGAUGCUCAUUCUCUAAGUGCUGCUGAUGUCCCUACAUUACUGGGAUCUGGUUCCUUUUCACUUUUGAAUUCUGACAAGAGUAUGAGUAAUAGGCUGGGUAAGCCUAUGCCUGCCUAUCUUCGUUGGCCUCAUAUGCAAGCUGAUCAAGUUCGUGGGUUAAGUAUAAGAGAAAUUGGGGGAGGCUUCCGGAAGCACCACCGAGCUCCCUCUAUUCGGUCAGCGUGCUAUGCUAUUGCUAAACCAUCUACCAUGGUGCAAAAGAUGCAGAACAUAAAGAAGUUGAGGGGGCAUCGGAAUGCUGUCUAUUGUGCCAUAUUUGAUCGCUCUGGGAGAUACGUUAUUACUGGUUCUGAUGACCGCCUUGUCAAAAUUUGGUCUAUGGAAACUGCGUUUUGCUUGGCCAGCUGCCGUGGACAUGAAGGUGACAUAACUGACCUGGCUGUUAGUUCGAACAAUGUUUUGGUUGCAUCUGCUUCCAAUGAUUUUGUGAUACGAGUUUGGCACUUGCCAGAUGGGUUGCCAGUUUCAGUUCUACGAGGACAUACUGCAGCUGUUACUGCAAUUGCAUUUAACCCCAGGCCUGCAUUUGCUUUCCAGCUUUUAUCGUCAUCUGAUGAUGGGACUUGCCGAAUCUGGGAGGCCAGAUAUUCACAUUGUAGCCCACGCAUAUACCUGCCGAAGCCUUCUGAAGCUGCUACUGGGAGUAGCAAUUUUCCGUCUAAUAAUGGACCUUCCUCAAGUAAUGUCCCACAAACUCAUCAAAUAUUAUGUUGUGCAUUUAACGUCAAUGGGACAGUUUUUGUCACUGGUAGCUCUGACACUUUUGCCAGGGUCUGGAGUGCCUGUAAGCCUAGUACCGAUGAUUCACAACAACCAGUUCAUGAGCUGGAUGUUUUGGCUGGCCAUGAAAAUGACGUUAAUUACGUUCAAUUUAGUGGAUGUGCUGUACCUUCAAGAUCCUCAAUGUCUGAUAUCAUAAAGGAGGACAAUCUUCCAAAAUUUAAAAACUCCUGGUUCUGUCAGGACAACAUUGUUACCUGUUCUCGUGAUGGUAGUGCAAUAAUCUGGAUUCCCAGAUCACGUAGAUUCCAUGGAAAAGUUGGACGUUGGACAAAGGCAUAUCAUUUGAAAGUUCCACCCCCCCCGCUACCUCCUCAACCUCUUCGAGGAGGCCCACGUCAGAGACUCCUCCCUACUCCUCGUGGUGUCAAUAUGAUUGUGUGGAGCCUUGAUAAUCGUUUUGUUCUAGCAGCUAUAAUGGAUUGCAGAAUAUGCGUGUGGAAUGCUGUUGAUGGAAGCUUGGUACAUUCUUUGACUGGUCAUGUUGCAUCAUCUUAUGUUUUGGAUGUGCAUCCUUUCAACCCUCGAAUUGCGAUGAGUGCUGGAUAUGAUGGAAAAACUAUAGUUUGGGAUAUAUGGGAGGGCGUACCCAUCCGGAUAUAUGAAAUUGGGCGUUUUAAGUUGGUUGAUGGGAAGUUUUCUCCGGAUGGAACGUCAAUUGUACUUUCAGAUGAAGUUGGGCAGAUACAUUUGCUUAACACUGGCCAGGGUGAGUCUCAAAUGGAUGCCAAAUAUGAUCAGUUCUUUCUUGGGGAUUAUCGCCCCCUUAUUUGGGAUUCUGCUGGAAAUGCUCUUGAUCAGGAGACACAGUCUACCCCACAUCGUAGGAACAUGCAAGAUCUUAUUUGUGAUGCCAGCAUGAUUCCAUACCCAGAACCUUAUCAGAGUAUGUACCAGAAACGGCGACUUGGCGCACUGGGUAUUGAGUGGCAUCCAUCUUCAACAAAGUUUGCUAUUGGCCCAGAUAUCAGUUUAGGCCAGGAUUUUGAAAUGCCACUCCUGGAAGAUCUGGAAAGAGUGAUAGAACCCCUACCUGAUUUCAUGGAUGCCAUGUUUUGGGAACCUGAAAACGAAGUUAUCAGUGAUGACACUGACUCGGAGUACAAUGUUCCUGAGGAAUGUUCUACAGAAGGUGAACAGGGGGCAUUGUGUUCCAGCUCUUCUAGAGGCACAGAGAGCGGUGAAGAAGACAGUGAGGUUGAAUGCAGUCACAAAGAUGGUCUUCGUCGAUCACGAAGAAAAAAAGGCAGCCCUGAAGCUGCGUCGAAGACUUCAUCAAGGAGACGAGUCAAAAAGAGGUAUUUGGAUGAGCGUGAUGGCACUAUACCCAGAUCCAGUAGAACUAAAAAAUCAAAAAGUGGCAGGAAAGCUUCAAAGAGGAAGUCUUCAAAAGCAAAGACAGUGAGACCUCAGAGAGCUCAGAGGGUUGCUGCACGUAAUGCUCGAAGCAUGAUGUCUAGAAUCACUGUGACAUCUACAGAUGGAGAUGAAGUGGACUCAGUAGGUGAUUCAUUGAAUAGUGAGUCAGUGUCUCAAGAUUCAAGCUCUCAAAACAGCGAAACUGAGAGAAACUUGGAGACUGUAAAACUGAAGUCCAUAGAAAAGGACCAAGAGUCUGAGGGCAUAGUAUGGUCUCAUGAACUUCCCAAAUCGCAAUCAGAUACUGUGAACAGAAAGAGAUUGGUCUUAAAGUUCUCCUUACGUGAUUCUAGGAAGCCAGGUGCUUCAGAGGCCACCAGAUUGAACACUUGCAAUCAGAUCAAUGUACCGGGUCCUUCUUUGUCUGGGCCUUCAGUAGCUUUUGAUGAGAAUAUAAAUGACUGCUUGAAAGACCCUGGCUUAACGACUGCAGAUGUGGAGCUCUCAGAGCAUGACAGGGUUGAUCUAGAAGGUACGAGGCAAACUGUAAACACUGAGGAUCAUUUAGAGAAAUUUGUAGGGGACAAGGAUAACAAAAUCAGAUGGGAAGAGGUUAAAAUUCGGACAUCCAAGCGUUCGAGGUCAGGAGAUUUGGUGCCAACCAAUGUCCACUAUGAAAACAGGAUUACUUCUUUAAAUAGGGAAGAGAGACAGUUAACUACUACUGCAUUGCAAGAUCUGGACAGAGUGAUGAUGGAAGAGGUUUCUCCCGAUGAGGCACACAAAUCUUUACUGUCCCUAGGUGACCAUCAACUGAAUGGCAGUCCUUCGGCAUCUUAUUCUAAUGUCAGCCUCAACCAGGGACAUAUAGGUUGGUCUGGCUGUGAUAAAUAUGGAAAUCAUGACUCCUCGCAAACUGAUCAAGUUAUUGGUGUUAAACAAUCUCAUGAGUCAAAUGAGAUUACUCCACACAAAUCAGUGAAAUUAAGAAUAAGAACAAAAGCAAUUUCAAGGGACCUUGGAAGUCCUUCCAAACAAAAAUCCAUCACUAUAGUGAAUGAUCCAACCUGCGAUGAAUGUGAUAUGAGGCCUAGAAACACUUUGUCUGCUACACUAAAUCUUGGUUACAGCAUGCAAGAAAUGGGUGAAGGUUCUGACAGAUCUAGGUUACAGCAUUCAAUUGGCUUAAAUUCCAUUAAUGAUCAUGAUUCAGAAACUGUGUUUCCCGAAUCAGCAGGUGAUGCAGAUCGCCGAACACAAUCCAUGAAGAUGAAGGUAAAAGUAGGUCAUGCAGUAGCAACGACAUCAGAAAAUGAUGAAAAUUUAUCUUCAAAAGGAUACCAUGGUAUUGCAUCUGAAGAAUGGAUGUCAAGUUCCAAACAUAGAGACAGAUCAAGAUCCAACAGAACCAAGCGUAGCGGUGGUCAUGACAAUAACUUGAAAUUUUCGAGUGGAAGGAAGUUGAAUCCUUCUGUUAGAAAAUUAUCAUGGUUGAUGGUGUCAGAGCAGGAAGAGGGUUAUCGUUAUAUACCUCAGCUGGGUGAUGAAGUUGUAUAUUUCAGACAGGGGCAUGAAGAGUGCAUCGAACAAGGUUUCAUAAAGGGGACAGGUCCAUGGAGCUCAUGGGCACACCUGAGUGCAGUGGAAAUUUGCAGGGUUGUGGACCUUGCUUAUUCCCAAGUUCCUGGAUCUGGAGAGAGUUGCUGUAAAAUCAAACUUAGAUUUGUAGAUAAUUCAUCAUGUGCAAUUGAUGAGGAAUUCACAUUGACUUUGCCUGAGUUGAUAGGCCUUCCUGAUUUUCUUGUUGAAAAGACGAGAUAUGAUGCUGCAUUGAGUAGAGAAUGGGCUCGUAAGAAUAAAUGCCUAGUAUGGUGGAAGAACUCUGAUCAGGAGGGUGGAGAUUGGUGGGAUGGUAGAAUCAUUGCUUCACAGCCAAAAUCUAUGGAUUUCCCUGAUAGUCCUUGGGAAAAAUAUGAAGUUAUUUACAAGGAUGGCUGUAAAUAUCGGCACAGUGCUUGGGAACUGCAUGACCCCAACACUCAAUGGGCGCAUCCACAUAUUGAUUGUGAAAUCAGAGAUAAGCUCCUGUCUUCUUUUGAUAAAUUAGAGCGUUCAGCAGGCAGAGAUAAGGAUUUAUAUUUAUUUCAGAAACUGAACGAAGCUGCUCAGAAAUCAGAAUUUCUUAACAGGUUUCCAGUUCCAUUGUAUCCCGAAUUCAUCCGGCUUAGGUUAGAGAACAACUAUUAUCGAACGUUGGAAGGGGUGAAGCAUGACAUAAAGAUAAUGCUUUCGAAUGCGAAGAGUUAUUUCGCUAGAAGCGCUCACCUGUCUUCAAAGAUGAAGCCUCUAUCAGAUUGGUUUACAAAGACAAUUGCCAAGAUUGCAAGGAAGCUGUAAAGGUAUUCUUUCUUUUUUCUUUUUAAUCUCUUACAUUUCAGGGGGUCCAAUUUUGUAAAACCAACAAUUGUUUAGGCAUAUUAAAGAACAUUGAUAAAAGGAAAGGGAUGCCUGCAAUUC